Molecule: messenger RNA, 969 nt
Organism: Rotaria sordida
Lineage: Eukaryota; Metazoa; Rotifera; Eurotatoria; Philodinida; Philodinidae
Source: the annotation of a GenBank genome assembly
AUGUAUCGAAACAAUUGGUCUAUCCUGUCAUCAUUUUUCAUGGAUCCACGAUUCACCGAUGAGACUCGUGCUUUUCUUAAUGUGAUCAUGCAGGCACCUCCUUCAACAAAUGAUAUAGAUAUCACAACAAAGCGCCAACAAACAGAAUCUCUGUCCGUUAAAAUGAAUGAAAAACUCAUCGAUACUUUCAAAGGAACUCUACAAGAACAAAAGGUUGCAGCUAAUUCAACAGAGAUACCAAUAACUAUCUACACACCUGUCGAUGUCAAUACGACAAAACUUGUGAUCUUUUUUCAUGGUGGAGGCUGGACGCUUUGUAGUCGAAAGACGCAUCAAGCCAUGGUCAAUAUGUUGGCUGAUGCGACGAAAGCCGUUUGGAUUUCGGUAGAAUAUCGCCUCGGACCAGAGCACAAAUUUCCUACUUGGUGGAAUGAUGCUUAUGAAGUAGCUCAGCAUAUUCUGGAAAACAAACAAUCAUACGGUGUCGACCCAUCGGCCAAAGUGGGCUUGGCUGGUGACAGUGCCGGUGGCGCAUUGAGCGCAACAAUUUGCCGGGCACUGAAAAACAUUGAUUUCCAGAUCCUAAUCUAUGGUAUUUACGAUGUAAGACGGACAACACCUGCGUUCAAAGAAUUCGUUCAUCCGAUGUACUUUCUCACGCCGGAAAUGAUGGACUGGACAAUGUCGUCAGCAUUUGCUGAUACGAAAGAUUUGACUGAUCCUCGUGCUUCCGUGCUGUUAAGUUCCUCUUUCGAAGGUUUACCACCUUGUUUGUUCAUUGUCGCUGAACUUGAUCCAUUGCGAGACGAAAGUUAUGCAUAUCAAAAGGUUCUCGAUCAAGCUGGUGUUAAGACCAAACUGGUCCUCAUCAAAGGUGUUAUUCACGGAUUUGCCUCUGGUCCAGGAGUUUUUCCCAAAGCGUGUGCUGAAAUGACUAACGCUAUAGAAGAAUUCAUGGCUUCGUUAUAA